UCUGCAGAUGAGCCAGCCAAUGAAUACUAGGUGACUGCUGAGGUUAGUGGGUGUUGCCUGAUGGAAACCUUAGCAGCCUCUUCUUUGGACCAAACCCACCAAGGGGAUGAUUUGGAGGUGGAGCCAAUGGGAGAGGAGCCAGUAGUGGACACAGUGAGUGAGAAUGCUGUUGAAGAGCAUUGCCAACCAGCCAGGAGCCUCGACCAUCCGGUGGUCAACCUUACCCAGAUUGUGGAUGUGCAGCCAAGCAUAGAUGAUGGGGUCACUGUGGUACCCCCAGAACCACCAGACUUGUCACCAGGUCCAGCACAUAAGGUCAAUGGUGCAGUCAACAGACGUUUAUCUUACCCAGGCUCAGCAGGUAAACAUGCACUGCGGCAACAGGCUCGACGUCGAAGACGAAAUACCUCAAUUGCUGCCGGCAAUUCCCCCCCAAUUACUCGUGUUACUAUGAAGAGUGUUGCUGCGACCUCGCCCAAUCCAGCAUCACAGUCUCUUCAUCCGGUAGUUAGCCCCCCUGCCUCAGUGUCUCCCCCACUGUCCAAACCACUUGAAAAAACAAAUGUUUUCACUGCAGUCACCACCCCAUCCCCUCCCACGUCAAGAACAGGGAGUAAAGCCACGCACUCACCCAGCCAGGCAACGGCUGGGUCCAGAUCUUCAGCCAAAGGGAGCACAACAAGCAGUCAUCCUGUGGCUGGGACGAGGGUCAGCUCUCGGAUAGCCAACAAUGCAGCGGCAAACAGUGGCCUCCACAGUGCCAGCUCCUCUAUGCAACCAAGCAUGCCUCAAACUGGUGCUAAUGCUAAUGCUUUAUCCUCAGGCACACAGG
This is a messenger RNA of Penaeus vannamei (Pacific white shrimp), 832 nucleotides long. NCBI's taxonomy places the organism in Eukaryota, Metazoa, Arthropoda, Malacostraca, Decapoda, Penaeidae. The record is from RefSeq and is a predicted model, not a curated record.